Molecule: messenger RNA, 3084 nt
Organism: Microthlaspi erraticum
Lineage: Eukaryota; Viridiplantae; Streptophyta; Magnoliopsida; Brassicales; Brassicaceae
Source: the annotation of a GenBank genome assembly
AUGGCUUCCUCUUCUUCUCCUGCUUACGUUAAGAGAUUCCACGUCUUCCCGAGCUUCCACGGCGCAGAUGUCCGUAGAGGUUUUCUCAGUCAUCUACACAAUUUCUUUGCAAGCAAAGGGAUCAAGACGUUCAAAGAUCAGGAGAUCGAGAGAGGCAAUACGAUCGGACCUGAACUGGUGAAAGCCAUUAGAGAAUCCAGAAUGUCGAUCGUUUUGCUCUCUACGAACUAUGCUUCUUCGAGCUGGUGUUUAGAUGAAUUGGUUGAAAUCUUGAGGUGCAAAGAAGAUUUGGGGCAUAUGGUGAUGACUCUUUUUUACAAUGUUGAUCCAUCCAGUGUGCGAAAACAGAAGGGAGAUUUUGGUAGCGCUUUCAUGAAAACUUGUGAAGGAAAAACUGAGGAAGUGAAGCAGAGAUGGAGCAAAGCUUUGACUGAUGUUGCAAAUAUUGAAGGAGAACAUUAUAUCAACUGGGCUAACGAAGCAGAUAUGAUCAAAAAGAUUGCUACAGACAUUUCCAACAAACUGAAUCUCUCACCCUCAAGAGAUUUUGAGGGGAUGGUUGGAAUGAAAGCCCACUUGACAAAUCUGAACUCUUUGUUAUGCUUAGAGUGUGAUGAUGUGAAGAUGAUCGGAAUUUGGGGUCCUGCGGGAAUCGGUAAGACUACCAUUGCUAGAGCUCUAUACAAUCUACUUUCUAGCGAUUUUAGACUUAGAUGUUUUAUGGGGAACCUUAGAGGAGGAAGUUAUAAGAGCAAAGUGGGUGUUGAUGAUUAUGAAUCAAAGUUGGAUUUACAAAACAUCCUUCUGUCUAAGGUUUUGAGCCAAAGGGAUAUAGGGGUAGAUCAUUUAGGAAUGGUAAAACAAUGGUUGAAAGAUCAAAAAGUGCUUAUCAUUCUUGAUGAUGUAGAUGAUUUAGAGCAAUUAGAGGUAUUAGCUAAAGAACUUUCUUGGUUCGGUUAUGGAAGUCGAAUCAUCGUUACCACAGAAGAUAAAAAGAUUUUAGUGGCACACAUGAUAAACGACAUCUACCAUGUAGAGUUUCCAUCUGAUGAAGAGGCUCUUGAGAUGUUAUGUCUAUCUGCUUUCAAACAAAGGUCUGUGCCAGAUGGUUUUGAAGAGGUUGCACGUAAAGUAGCAAAGCUUUGCGGUAAUCUUCCCUUAGGCCUUUCUGUUGUGGGUUCAUCUCUGCGUGGGGAGAGCAAGGAAGAGUGGGAACUUCAGUUAUCUAGGAUCGAAUCUAGUCUUGAUAGAAAAGUUGAGGACAUAUUAAGAGUGGGGUAUGACCGACUGUCGAAGAAAGAUCAAUCUCUAUUUCUCCACAUGGCAUGCUUUUUCAACAAUACUUCUUAUGAUGUGAGAAGCAUGCUGGCUGACAGUAAUUUGGAUGUCGAAAACGGGCUGAAGACCCUAGCCGUCAAAUCUCUUGUGCAAAUCCCUUAUCAUAAUCGUAUAGAGAUGCACUCUUUGCUAGAACAAAUGGGUAGACAAAUAGUGCAUGAACAGUCUGAUGAGCCUGGGAAACGUCAAUUUUUAGUAGAGCCCCAAGAAAUUCGUGAUGUAUUAGCAAAUAAAACAGGUACUGGAUCUGUCAUAGGUAUAUCACUUGAUAUGUCCAAGAUGGACGAGUUCUCUGUAAGUGGGCGAGCCUUUGAAGGAAUGCGUAAUCUCCGUUUCUUAAGAAUCUAUGGGAGCCAAUUGGGGAUAUCAGAAGAAAUGGAAUAUCUACCUCGUCUAAGGUUACUAUGGUGGCCUUAUUACCCGAGAAAACGUCUUCCUCAAAAAUUUCAACCUGAAUGUCUCAUCAGGCUCUUUAUGUCAUUCAGCAAUCUCGAAAAGCUCUGGGAUGGAAUCCAGCCCCUUCCUAAUCUCGAGGAGAUACAUCUGGAAUUUUCUGCAAAGUUGAAAGAAAUCCCAAAUCUUUCCAAGGCUACUAGUCUCAAGACACUAUAUCUUAAGGGGUGCACAAGUUUGGUGGAGCUUCCGUGCUCUAUUCAAAAUCUACACAAACUGGAAAAGUUGAAGAUGAAUGGCUGCGUAAAGCUAAGAGUUAUUCCCACCAACAUCAACUUAGCAUCUCUUGAGGAAGUCAAAAUGAAUGGUUGCUCACGAUUGAGAAGCUUUCCAGAUUUUUCUAGCAACAUAAAACAUCUUGAUGUAGGAAACACAAGUAUAGAAGAUGUUCCUGCAUCCGUUGCUGGACGUUGGUCUCGUGUAACGGAGAUAAACCUAAGCAACAUUGGCAUAAAGAAGAUUCCAGAUUGUAUCAUAGGUCUCCUUCAUCUGACAGAUCUUAUCAUCCGAAACUGCAGAAAGUUGGAGUCACUGCAGAGUCUUCCCCCUUCGCUUUUGAAACUGGAUGCAGCUGGUUGUGGAUCGCUCAAAAGUGUAUGUUUUUGGCUCUAUGAACCAAGAGCGUGUAUCACUGUAAACGACUCCAAGUGUGUUAAAUCGGAGAAAGACACGAAAAGAGUAUCUUCCCCCACUUUCUACAAUCCAAUCAGAGAAGUGAGCUUCCUCAACUGUCUGUCACUUUCUGAAGAAGCAAGAAGAGUAAUCAUACAACGAUGGGCUUACAUGUCUGUAAGCUUACCAGGCAAACAAGUCCCUGCUGAUUUCACUCACAAAGCCAAAGGAAACUCCAUAACCAUCUCUUCAGGGACUUUCUCUGUGUCCUCGAGAUUUAAGGCUUGCCUCUUGCUUACUCCAACCGGUCAGGUUUUAGACAUCGCUCGUGUUGUCUGUCGUCUAAUAAGCAAAAGGGUUAUCAUCAAUGAGCUGGAAUACUGCCCUUCGGCGAGACUGUCUCGGUGCCUUGAAGUAGAUGCGACUACCAGCGAGAUUCUAACUGAACACCUGUUCGUGUUUUCUGGGAGCCUGUUUAAAUGCGUUGAAGUAGAUGCAACUACCAGCGAUAUUUUUUUUGAAUUCAGCUGUGACGUAAACGAUGCAAAUAUUAUUGAGUGCGGUGUACAAAUCUUGAGGGACGAAGUUGAGAGUAGUAGCAGAAAACGGAAAGAGCCGAGUGAUGGAGCCGUCGAGGUCUGCAAAGAUGGUUGGUGGAGUAGGCUUAAGAGCUUGGUCUGA